AUGUUGUGUCAAAUGAGAAAGGAUAUGGAGGCAAAGAAUGAUGGAAAGAAUGGAAAGAAUGGAAAGACGGGAGAUGAAAAUGAAGAUGGAGAGAUUAAAUUCGGAGUAGCAAACGUCUAUAAGCUGACAAGAAGAAUUAUGAGAUGCGAUCAGGAGAUUUGCACAGGGUUUUCACAAGAGGGCGAGGAACUUUACGUAAGUUAAGACUUUGUACCAUAUUACAAUGCUUACAUUGCUAAUACAAUCGCUAGAAUGAACCAGGAGAUUAUACGACGCUCUUUCGAAACCAUUUCGCUGCUCCGCUCCUCAGCCGCCUCCGGAAUUCGUCUAGAACUUCUAAUCACGAUGGUACACCAAUGUAA
Molecule: messenger RNA, 362 nt
Organism: Hymenoscyphus albidus
Lineage: Eukaryota; Fungi; Ascomycota; Leotiomycetes; Helotiales; Helotiaceae
Source: the annotation of a GenBank genome assembly